Molecule: messenger RNA, 813 nt
Organism: Oryza brachyantha (malo sina)
Lineage: Eukaryota; Viridiplantae; Streptophyta; Magnoliopsida; Poales; Poaceae
Product: putative cyclin-dependent kinase F-2
Exons: 2
Coding region: 79-813 (244 amino acids)
Biological process (GO): protein phosphorylation; regulation of mitotic cell cycle
Cellular component (GO): nucleus
Molecular function (GO): cyclin-dependent protein serine/threonine kinase activity; ATP binding
Source: RefSeq, a predicted model, not a curated record
GACUACGAGCAGCUCGAGGUCGUCGGCGAGGGCUCCUUCGGCGUCGUCAUCAAGGCACGGGACCGCCGCACCGGAAGCAUGGUCGCGCUCAAGAGGCUCCACAGCGCCCUCGGCUUCGACGCCGUCAGGGUCGAGGCCGCCUGCCAGCACGCCUGCCGCGGCCACCCCUCCAUCGUGGAGAUCAAGAACGUCGUCGCCGACGCCAAGACGGGGGAGAUCUUCCUCGUCAUGGAGUUCGUCGGGAGCAGCCUUCGGGACCAGAUUAUGAGGUCGCGUCCGGAGGACCUGGUCCGCGAGAUGAUGCGGAAGCUCAUCGGCGCGGCCCACAAGAUGCACAGCUCGCGCGUCAUCCACCGCGACAUCAAGCCGGAGAACAUCCUCGUCGGCUUCUUCGGCAGCCUCAAGAUCUGCGAUUUCGGUUCGGCGACGUUCAUGAAGCCGGCAGGGAAGCCAUACGACAAGUGCCUGGUCGGCACCUUGCCCUACACCUCGCCGGAGCAGCUCGCCGGCAACCGGUGCUACGGUCCAGCCGUCGACAUGUGGGCGCUGGGAUGCAUCAUGGGCGAGCUCCUGACGGGCCCGCCGCUGUUCGGAGGCGACAUGACAGUGGCGGAGCUGCUCGCCGACCUGUCCGCCAACCUGGGUGACCUGCUCAAGGAGCUCAAGGUGGAGGUCCUGCCGGAGCUGUCGGCGGCGGCGCACGAGUUCCUGUCCGGGCUGCUGGCCUUCGAUCCUGAGAAGAGGAUGACGGCGGCCGAAGCACUGGAGCACCGGUGGUUCACCGAGGAGGCCAACAAGGCAUCAUCAUCGUAG